Molecule: messenger RNA, 1942 nt
Organism: Dermatophagoides pteronyssinus (European house dust mite)
Lineage: Eukaryota; Metazoa; Arthropoda; Arachnida; Sarcoptiformes; Pyroglyphidae
Product: protein SCAI
Biological process (GO): DNA-templated transcription
Molecular function (GO): transcription corepressor activity
Source: RefSeq, a predicted model, not a curated record
AUCGAAAAACAUUAACAAAUAAUAUGGCUGUUAUAUCGGAAAUUGAAGAACAUGAAAAUAAAAUUGUAAAUGAAUUUUGUAUGUUGUUGGAAAAAUCUCGGCAAUUAUUUAAUGGUUUAAGAGAUUUACCACCAUAUGGUCAUAAACAAUGGCAACCAUAUUUUGGACGAACAUUCGAUGUUUAUACAAAACUUUGGAAAUUUCAACAACAACAUCGUCAGAUUUUAGAUUCAAAAUAUGGUUUGAAACGUUGGCAAAUUGGUGAGAUUGCAUCGAAAAUUGGUCAACUUUAUUAUCAUUAUUAUUUACGAACAAGCGAAACAAAUUAUCUAACCGAAGCAUUUUCAUUUUAUUCAGCAAUUCGUGCACGUGGUUAUUAUAGUAAAGCAAGUAAAGAAGAACGUGCCGAAUUAAUGGUAAAAAAAUUACGAUAUUAUGCAAGAUUUAUUGUUGUUUGUUUAUUGUUGAAAAAAAUGAAAUUAGUUCGUGAUUUGGUUCGAGAACUAGAAAAACAGAUUGAUGAUUAUACCAUUACAUAUGAUCCAGAAGAUCAACUUGAAUGGAAAUUAGUUUUGGAUGAAAUACGUUCGUUUAUCGAAGCUGAUAAUGUACUUGCAGUAAUCAGUAUGAAUAAAAUGCCAUUAAUACUUUCACAUCGAAUGACUCCAUUGAAUGUACCGCCCAUGGAAAAAGUUAUGCCCAGUCAUUUAGUUUUACAAGAAAUAUUAAUCGUUGGUAAUUGUUCAGAUCAGGUAUUAUUCAUUAUUAUUAUCGAUAAUCAUCAUAAACAUAUUAUUAAUUUUUUUUUUGGUCCCUUUCAAUUCAAGGUUAAAUUUAGUGAAUUAACAUUGGACAUGUUUCGUAUGUUACAAGCAUUAGAACGUGAACCACAAGAAGAUGUCAAUCAAAUGCUCAAUGAUCAAUCACCAGCACCUGGACGAAUACCAAAUGAAAAUGGAAUGGAUUAUAGACAAUUUCGACGUGAAAAUCCACAUAAAUAUCUAUUAUUUAAGCCAACAUUUAGUCAAUUUUUAUUAUUUUUAUCUUCCGGUUUUAAAGAAUUACCUGCCAAUGGUGUAUUGUUAAUUUAUCUUUCAGCCGACGGAUGUUUUAUUAAUUCUAAACAACCUGAAGAUAUUGGUUAUGAUUUUGGUGGUGUUAUUACUAAUACUAAAUUACGAGAUAAUAUGGAUCCGAAUAUUUCGAAACAACGAACCAGUAGUUCAAUGGUAAAAGAGAUACAUUGUCUAUAUCCGGGUGAUUUAUAUCCAUUCGGUAGACGGCCAUUAUUCAUAAUUGUUGAUAGCGAUAAUAGUUCAGCAUUUCAACAUAUACCAAGAUAUUUUGGUCAACCAUUAGUGAUAUUGAUGUCGCCGGAAGAAUAUCCGGCACCAUUUCAUGAUCAACAAUGUAAAGGUUCAUUGUUUACAUUGUUUCUUCAUUGUCCAAUAACUGCCAUUUGUUUCAUUUCGAACAUAAUUACCUUACCGAUAAUAUUAUGGGAGAAAACACAACAAAUUAUUGAUAGAUUUUUUGCUGAAGCUGGAAGAUUAUUAGUACGUUCACGAUUAACUGAUAUGGCUUAUAUUCAAUUCUAUAGUGAUGAUUUUCUUCGGCUACAAAUAUUACGAUUCAUAUUUUGUUGUGUUGUUCUUCGUAUGCAUCGACUUUUUCGGGUUCGACGAACAUACAUUCCUAAAUCACAUCCACCAAUUCCAGAUAAUGAUAUUAUUGAUGCACCAAGUUUACGACGAUUAAUACUUGAAACAUCGGUUUUGUUGGAUAUACGUUCAUUAUUCACUGAUAAUGAUGAUGAAUGAAAUUCAUUCGAAUUGUCUGUCUUUCUAUUUUUAUUGUCUUCAUACGUUUGUUUGAUUUCCUUUUGAAGAAGAUUUUUAAGAAUUCAAACUUGAAAUGUUUCGUCGAUUGUAUUUUAUCGAUG